AAAAAAUAGUAGAAAGAAAGAGAUAAAUAAUAUAUAGAGUAUUAAUUUGCUCUAGAUUUGUUUGUCAGUUUUCUUUCAGUGUUAAUUUUUGGCUGGUUUUGUGUGUGAAAAAUAAUAUAUAUAGAGAAGUGCAAAAAGAAAAAACAAAAGUUUAUCUUUUGAAUUAUUUUUUUUUGCACUUUGAGGGAUUUCAACAAGAAAACAAAAAUGUCAACAGCUGAAAGAAAUAAUUCUAAAAUCACAAUUUAUGUGCUUUCUUGUUGGAUUUUUGCUGCUUUUGGUGGCCUCAUGUUUGGUUAUGAUAUUGGUAUUUCAGGAGGAGUUUCUGGUAUGGAUGAUUUCUUGAAGAAAUUCUUUCCAAAAGUGUAUGAAAGAAAGUCACAUGCCAAAGAGAAUAACUACUGCAAGUAUGAUGAUCAACUUCUCCAACUCUUCACUUCAUCCUUAUACUUAUCGGCUCUUGUCGCGAGCUUUUUUGCUUCAAAGUCCGCCACUAAAUUUGGGAGAAGGCUUACCAUUUGCAUGGCUUCAAUCUUUUUCCUUGCUGGAGCUGUUCUGAGUGCUGCCGCGAAAAACAAGUUGAUGCUCAUUUUUGGUAGAAUUUUGUUUGGUGUUGGUGUUGGCUUCGGAAAUGAGACGGUUCCACUGUUUUUGACUGAAGUUGCACCAAUCCAACACAGAGGAGCUGUGAAUAUACUUUUCCAACUCUUUGUGACAAUAGGAAUUUUCAUUGCGAAUCUUGUUAACUAUGGAACCUCAAUGAUACAUCCACAUGGUUGGAGAUUAUCACUUGGCCUUGCAGCUGUGCCCGCAAUAGUUUUGUUUGUCGGUAGUUUUGUGAUCACUGAUACCCCCUCGAGUCUGAUUGAGCGUGGCAAGGAUGAACAGGGCAAGACCGUGCUUAAGAAGAUUAGGGGUGUCAAUGAUGUUGAGGUUGAGUACCAAGAAAUCGUGGCAGCUUGUGAACAAGCCAAGCUAGUUAAGUAUCCGUUCAGGAACUUAGCAAAGGCUGCUAGUAUUCCACCACUUGUGAUUGCUAUCUUGUUGCAAAUAUUCCAGCAAUUCACUGGAAUCAAUGCCAUUAUGUUUUACGCGCCUGUCCUGUUCCAAACUAUGGGUUUCAAGUCUGAAGGCUCACUAUUGUCCUCUGUCAUUACUGGACUUGUUAAUGUUGGAAGCACUUUUGUUUCCAUCUACCUUGUUGACAAGGUUGGAAGGAGAAAAUUGCUUCUCCAAGCUUGUUGUCAAAUGUUAAUUUCUCAGUUGGCAAUUGGAGCUAUUUUGGUAACAAAUUUGGAGGAGACAGGAACAUUAAACAAGAAAUUAGCAGCAAUAGUUGUGCUUCUGGUGUGUACUUAUGUGAUGUCGUUCGCGUGGUCAUGGGGGCCUCUUGGUUGGUUAAUUCCAAGUGAGACAUUCCCAUUGGAAACAAGGACAGCUGGUUUCGCAUUUGCUGUCAGCACAAACAUGCUCUUCACUUCUCUCAUUGCACAAGCUUUCUUGACUAUGCUCUGCACUAUGCAAGCCUACAUAUUCUUCUUCUUCUCCGCUUGGAUCGUUGUCAUGGGACUUUUCGUCAUCUUCUUCUUGCCCGAAACAAAGGGUGUCCCCAUUGAUUCUAUGGUGGAAAGAGUCUGGAUGCAGCACCCUGUUUGGAAGAAACUCUUCUAAAAUCCAUUCAAGUUUGUUGGCUUCUUAUUUAUACCAUCCUACUUAUUUGGAUAUCCUAUUAUCAGAUUUUGAAUCCUUAUUUUAUACCUAAUACAAUGAUAUAUCUUGGAAAGUUCAUUUGAUUUCUAA
Messenger RNA from Solanum lycopersicum (tomato), 1800 nucleotides. Its product is annotated as sugar transport protein 8. Gene Ontology annotation, molecular function: monosaccharide transmembrane transporter activity. Gene Ontology annotation, biological process: monosaccharide transmembrane transport. The record is from RefSeq and is a predicted model, not a curated record. Gene Ontology annotation, cellular component: membrane. NCBI's taxonomy places the organism in Eukaryota, Viridiplantae, Streptophyta, Magnoliopsida, Solanales, Solanaceae.